Messenger RNA from Nematostella vectensis (starlet sea anemone), 1328 nucleotides. Its product is annotated as trace amine-associated receptor 5-like. The transcript has a single exon. The record is from RefSeq and is a predicted model, not a curated record. Gene Ontology annotation, molecular function: G protein-coupled receptor activity. Gene Ontology annotation, cellular component: membrane. Gene Ontology annotation, biological process: G protein-coupled receptor signaling pathway. NCBI's taxonomy places the organism in Eukaryota, Metazoa, Cnidaria, Anthozoa, Actiniaria, Edwardsiidae. The coding region runs from base 188 to 1102 and encodes 304 amino acids.
UUUCGCCUAAGCCAUAGUUUAUAAAAGUAACUAACAAUUAACAACGCUUAAACCCAGUCAUCUAAUCUGUUUUCGCAGGUGAAAACAAAUGCGGGGCUUGUUUUUUGCCUAGAGCAUAGUAUUCUUUUAUUGAGGCCUUUUGAAGCAAAUGCAAUAGGCGGCACCGCUCUUCCAAGGUUCUUAUAACAUGAAUUUGACGCAGAUGAACGACAAUGAGUUGCUGGAAGACAGUCUUCAGGUAUCCUUAUUUGCCGCUGCUUCCACUUUGGGCAUAUUUGUCUCUGUAUGCAACUUUCUGGUCAUGACAACAAUUAUGAUUAACCACCAUCUCCGCAAAAAGAGCGUCUACCUUCUAAUCAAUCUGGCACUUACGGAUUUGCUCUUCGGGGCUGCCAUUGCACCUGUAGGGUGCCAGUUACUGCUGAACUAUCGAAUAAGAAGCCUCUCUUCACAAGCCAGCCAAAACAUGUUCAAAAUAUCCUCGUCCGACCCUCUCGGACCCCUGGCCCGGCUUUUUAUAUUUGUGACAUCAACGCAUUUGAUUACACUGACUUUUAUCUCGAUAGAGCGCGCAUGCGCAACUCUCUGGCCAUUACGUCACCUCAGCUUAAGUCCCCGGAUGUAUCUCAAGUGCUGCCUUAUCACGUGGGCGGCAGGUGCUGUUUACUUGUGUUUGGUGAUGGUUAAGCCUAGAGUAGUGAAUAUGAUCGCCUCUUUUGCCAGCCUGGUAUGUCUUUUUACCGUAAUGGCGUCAUAUCUUUUGAUUUUCAUCAAAGUAAAACGCCGACGUCAUCAAAACCAGAUGUCUUCAAUACAGAGAUCUAUCCAGAAGGAGCGUAGAUUAGCCGUCACGUUGCUAUUAGUAACACUGACGUCACUUGUGUCAUGGUUGCCUAGCAUUGUUUUCUGGGUACUCCAAAGUUUCCUUUCAAGAGAUUUAAACUCGUCUUCGCAUGCAGUUUUCAUCUCAAUCGGAAUUAACCCAUUACUUGAUCCUCUGAUUUAUAUGUGCCGAAUGGCCGAAAUUCGCAGGGCUAUGAAAACGCUGGUGUGCAAGUGCUCACGGGAGAGACCUGUUUAUAUACAGCCUACUGGCGCCUAGUCCUCACUCGAACAAGAAAUGUGCAAGUGCCCACGUGAUAGUCCUGUCUAUUACAAUCUGGCGUAAAGGGAAAUAAUGGGACAUAAAUCAACCUUGUGUUAAGAAGUGCUUUGUCUUACGCCUCUGUGAUUAUUUGGUCGAAAUUUGAGGAAGGAAAUUACACAAACAAUUGAAGGCAAAAACGCACCAAAAGAGACACAGAGAUGGCAGCGGCCUCACGGAAAAA